AUGGAGAAGCAAUCAAAUAGGUCUCAUCGGCCUGGCAAGGAGAAGAAGAAAUAUGAAGGUCAAAAUCCCAGGGCCUUUGCCUAUGCCAACCCGGGCAAGCUCGGUAAACAGGCUGCGCGAUCUGGUGAUGUCAAGGAAAAGAGACUCCAUGUGCCCCAGGUAGAUCGCAUGCCGGAGGAGGCUCCCCCAACAGUCGUUGCGGUUGUUGGACCUCCCGGUGUCGGCAAGACUACUCUCAUCAAGUCCCUCAUUCGUCGGUAUACAAAGCAGACACUCAGUUCGCCCCAGGGUCCAUUGACCAUCGUGACAUCCAAGAAAAAGCGUCUCACCUUCCUCGAAUGUCCCUCCGAUUCUCUCGCCGCCAUGAUUGAUGUUUCUAAGAUCGCCGAUAUCGUGUUACUUAUGAUCGAUGGUAACUACGGAUUUGAGAUGGAAACCAUGGAAUUCCUGAACGCCUUGUCCACAAGUGGUAUGCCGGGUAACGUCUUCGGAAUUCUUACGCAUCUUGACCUGUUCAAGAAGCAAAGUACAUUGAAGAUGACCAAGAAGCGACUCAAGCAUCGUUUCUGGACCGAACUUUACCAGGGUGCCAAGUUAUUCUAUCUUUCUGGUGUAAUCAAUGGCCGAUACCCCGAUCGUGAAGUGCACAAUCUCUCCCGAUUCCUGUCGGUUAUGAAGAACCCACGUCCGCUGAUCUGGCGAAACUCCCACCCUUAUGCGCUGGCAGAUCGAUUUUUGGAUAUCACACCUCCAACAAAGAUUGAAGAAGACCCGAAGUGUGACCGUACGGUUGCACUCUACGGUUAUCUUCGAGGUACUAACUUCCCAGCGAAUGGUGCUCGAGUCCAUGUUCCUGGUGUUGGUGAUUUGACUGUCUCUGCCAUUGAGGGAUUGCCUGAUCCCUGCCCGACUCCCUUCAUGGACCAGCAAAUUGCCAAGUCAAGUGGAAAAUCCUCACGACGUAAGCUGGGUGAGAAGCAGAAGCUGCUUUUUGCCCCCUAUGAUGCUGUCUACAUUGAUAUCAAGACAAACACUUUCAACCGAGGCUCGGAUGACGAAGACUCGGAAGACGAGAACCGCGGCCUUGGCGAGCAGCUCGUUGUUGGUCUCCAGGGCGAGCGACGUCUGCUGGGUGAGGGUGAUCAAGGUGUCCGUCUAUUCCGCGGUGGUGAGGCAAUCUCCAAGGAUGAUGCAGAGGAAGAGUCUGGUCGUAAGCACCGCAGACACGCUCGACUCGCCGAUUCCGAGCGUGUUCAGGCGGCAUCUGAUGACGAGGAUCUCGAGGGCGACGAAGACGACGAGGAGGCUUCCGAUGAUGAGGACGAAGAAGGUGAUUUUGACGACGACGAAGAUGAAGUCGACGUUUCUGCACCAGCGGAUUUCGAAGCCAGCUUCAAAAAACGUCAGACUGAAAAUGAUGGUGAGGGUGAUGAUGUCGCUUUUGCCGACAGUGACUCCGAUCUUGGUUCAAUUUCAGGCGAUGAGCAGGAUUUGGAAAGUGACGAUGACGAUGACGAGAGCGACGAAGACGAAGAGGGCAACGCUCGAUGGAAAGAGAACAUGCUUGACAACGCAAAGGCUCUCCACGGCAAGCGACCUCCCUUCCGUGUCACUGAUCUAUCUCGCAUGAUGUAUGAUGUAUCUAUCAGUCCUGCCGACGUUAUCCAAAUUUGGCGUGGCGAGGAUGGAGAUGAUGAAUCAGACGAGUCGGACAUUGAGGCUGAGGAGGGCGAUGACUUCUUCAAAAAGACAAACACCGAAAAGGAGGACCAAGCUGAUUACCGUGCUGUUCCCGAAUACGACUACGAUGAGCUUGAGCGCAAGUGGCGCGACGAGGAGCUGAUCGAGUCAUUGAAGCAACGCUUUGUUACUGGCAAGCUUGGUGGUGGUGGUUCGGAUGAUGACGACGAUCUGGACGACUUCGAUGACGAGGACGAGGAUGAUGAGGGCGACGGUGCCUUCGAAGACUUGGAGACUGGUGAGGCCUUUGACGGCUUCGACGACAAUGACGACGAGGAUGGCGACGAGGAUGAUGAAGACGAUGACGAGGCAGAGCCCGAGGGCCCUGUUGACUUGGAAGCCGAGCGUGAGCGCAAUGCAAAGAAGAAGGAGGAGCUGAAGCUUCGCUUUGAGGAGGAAGAUCGUGAAGGUUUUGGAAACGCUAAAGAAGGCACGCGUGAUGGCGGAGAUGGGGAGUUCGGCGAGGACGACUGGUAUGACAUGCAGAAAGCAAAGAUGCAAAAGCAGCUCGAUAUCAACCGUGCGGAAUUCGACAACCUUGACCCAAGCUCCCGUGCCCGAGCUGAAGGCUACAAGGCUGGAACCUAUGCCCGAAUUGUUUUGGAGAAAGUUCCAUACGAGUUUGUUAGCAAGUUCAGCCCUCGUUUCCCUAUCAUCGUCGGAGGCUUGGCUCCCACUGAAGACCGCUUUGGAUAUGUGCAAAUCCGUAUCAAGCGUCACCGUUGGCACAAGAAGAUUCUGAAGAGUAACGAUCCCCUCAUCUUCUCUCUUGGUUGGCGUCGCUUCCAGUCCAUGCCCAUCUACAGCACUUCGGACAGUCGAACAAGAAACCGUAUGCUGAAAUAUACACCUGAGCAUAUGCACUGCUUUGGUGUUUUCUACGGCCCUCUGGUCGCUCCUAACACUGGUUUCUGCUGUGUUCAAUCGUUCUCAAACAAGAACCCUGGCUUCCGCAUUGCCGCUACUGGUGUCGUCUUAAAUGUCGACGAACACACCGAGAUUGUCAAGAAAUUGAAACUCACUGGUGUGCCAUACAAGAUCUUCAAGAACACCGCUUUCAUCAAGGAUAUGUUCAACUCUGCCUUGGAGAUUGCCAAGUUCGAAGGUGCCUCUAUUCGUACCGUAUCCGGUAUUCGUGGUCAGAUCAAGCGAGCUCUUAGCAAGCCCGAUGGUUACUACCGUGCCACCUUUGAAGAUAAGAUUCUAAUGAGUGAUAUUGUCUUCUUACGGGCCUGGUACCCUAUCAAGCCCCACCGCUUCUACAACCCUGUCACCAACCUUCUUGACCAAGAAGAAGGUGGCUCUGGUGACAGUGGCUGGCAGGGAAUGCGUUUGACUGGUGAAGUCCGUCGUGAUCAGGGUAUUCCUACCCCGAUGAACAAGGACUCAGCAUACCGCAAGAUCGAGCGCCAGGAGCGUCACUUCAACCCUCUUCGUGUGCCUCGCCAAUUGGCCGCCGAGCUUCCCUACAAUUCUCAGAUCACCAAGAUGAAGGCUCGCAAGGACCAGACCUACAUGCAAAAGCGUGCUGUUGUUCUUGGAGGCGAGGAGAAGAAGGCUCGCGAUCUUAUGCAGAAGCUGACUACUAUGCGCAAUGAAAAGCAGGCUAAGCGUGCGGCUAAACAGGAAGAGCGCCGCCAAGUCUACCGUGCUAAGGUUGCUGAUAGUUUGGAGAAAAAGGCAGCUCGUGAGAAGAGAGAGCGCAAUGACUACUGGCGCCGCGAGGGCAAGAAACGCAAGAAUGACGACGAUGCUGGCGGUGGUGGAAAGAAGCGCAGAUGA
Messenger RNA from Penicillium malachiteum, 3522 nucleotides. Its product is annotated as GTPase BMS1. The transcript has 5 exons. Lineage: Eukaryota; Fungi; Ascomycota; Eurotiomycetes; Eurotiales; Aspergillaceae. Gene Ontology annotation, molecular function: U3 snoRNA binding; GTP binding; GTPase activity. Gene Ontology annotation, biological process: maturation of SSU-rRNA from tricistronic rRNA transcript (SSU-rRNA, 5.8S rRNA, LSU-rRNA); endonucleolytic cleavage of tricistronic rRNA transcript (SSU-rRNA, 5.8S rRNA, LSU-rRNA); ribosome biogenesis. The coding region runs from base 1 to 3522 and encodes 1173 amino acids. Gene Ontology annotation, cellular component: nucleus; 90S preribosome. The record is from RefSeq and is a predicted model, not a curated record.